AUGAUGGGAAUGUCACAAUCCCAGAUUGAGCUAUUGGAAGGACCGGCUUUGACUCCUCCACCGGGUGUUACCUCGAAUUUUGAUAAUCCUUAUUCCCUUCGACCAGCAGCCGAUGCGGUCAAGAUAGUGACUACUAUUCUAGCCACUCUGGCUAUUUUCAUACGUGUAUACACUAAGUGGAGGAUUAUUCGAGAGGUACAUUUGGAAGAUUAUAUUGCGGUUGCAGCAUGGUGCGGUUAUGUUGUUUUUAACGUAACAACCGGGUUUGAUCCCAAUGUCUUCGGACGACAUCAAUGGGAUAUUAGAUUGAAGGAUUACCAAACUUUUCUCUAUGGUACUUACAUUACAUCCAUAUCAUUCGGUCUUGCGAUAAUGUCGAUUAAGAUCUCGAUACUGCUACAAUAUAUCCGACUCUUUACUGCAGGAACACGAGAUUUGAUGUUUUGGAGUUGCCAUGCACUUAUGUGGAUAACUAUCGUAUUCUAUACGAUCUUGUUGUUUAUGACGAUUUUCAUUUGUACCCCUAUACCAAAGUUUUGGAACGUACUGGAUACCACGGGUCACUGUCUUGAUGUGAAUUAUCUGUUCCUAGCGACUGGGACGGCGAAUACUAUAACCGAUUUUCUUAUUAUAUUGCUUCCACAACCCAUCAUUUGGAAGCUACAGAUGAGCUUCAAGGAACACGUUGGCGUCUCCGCCGUUUUCUCAACGGGACUUCUGGCUUGCAUAGCAUCCAUGGCUCGACUAUUCGUUUCAUUAAAACUACUGAAGAAUCCCGACGCUACCUGGUACACGAGUAUCAUGUGUAUUCCCUCAUAUGUAGAGCUAGGAGCCGGUAUCAUCACAAGCUGUCUACCGACAUUACCGAAAUUCUUCAAAACGAUGUCGCAGAUACCCCGCGUGUCGAGAAUGUGUAGUUUUGUCUCUUCGCUCUCGAAGUCUUCUAAUUCGUCUGUCGAGUCUAAAGAGUCGAAGGAGAGGAGUGAUAAUUCUUCCUGGAAUCAACAUCGCAGGAUGCCGUCGGGGACAAGGGGUGAGAGGAGGGGGUCAGAAAGCUACGAUGUGUUAGAGGAGUGGGAGGGACAUAAUGCUGCUUUUUCGACGGUCAGCUUGGGGAAUACAGCGACGGCUACGGGGAUGAGAAAUGAAGGGGGUAAUUCGCAGAUGAAGUGUGUUGAUGAGGAACGAGGAAUCUUGAGAUCGGUGCAGAUUUCGAUUGUUCGUCAGGGUCCAUUGAGUGGUGAAGGGAGGAAUGCUCCUAUGGUUUGA
This is a messenger RNA of Botrytis deweyae, 1269 nucleotides long. RefSeq lists its product as uncharacterized. The record is from RefSeq and is a predicted model, not a curated record. Lineage: Eukaryota; Fungi; Ascomycota; Leotiomycetes; Helotiales; Sclerotiniaceae. The coding region runs from base 1 to 1269 and encodes 422 amino acids. The transcript has 5 exons.